Molecule: messenger RNA, 687 nt
Organism: Ilex paraguariensis (yerba mate)
Lineage: Eukaryota; Viridiplantae; Streptophyta; Magnoliopsida; Aquifoliales; Aquifoliaceae
Source: the annotation of a GenBank genome assembly
AUGGAGAGUAGGGGAAAAAUCUUGAAGGCAAGUUCCAUGGGGACAAUCACGAUGAAGGAGAAGAGGAGAAGUCAUAUUGCAAGUAUGGAUGUCGGCGCAAAACAAGCCACUGCAGGCGACAAGGAGAAUGAGGGCAGUACCUGUGGCGAUGGCGGCGCUAUGGGAGGAGUCCCAAGCAGCGAGGGUGGCGCCUAUGGUGGGUUUGUGGCGACAAUGCCAGUCGCAGAGGAGGAGGGCAAUGCCUCGGGCUACUUUGGUGGCCCCUUGGAUUACGCGACCUUGGGUCUCACUCCUGGCGAUGAGCUAACGGGCGGCGCCCAUGCUAUGGAUAGGGGUGACGACACUUUCAGAACUUUUAAUGGAGGCGAUGCUUUUCAACGAGGGAAACAGGGCAUUGGAUCGGGCCGAGGCAAUGCCAAUUUUGCUAAAGGCACUGAAGUGGGUUGGAGCAUGGGCGACUCCCAUGGAGUUGGGAUUGAGGGGUGCAAUCCAAGUGUGGCGAGAGACGUUGUUGGUAGCAUGGGCUUCGACAUUUACAGCGUGUGCAAAUAUACAGAGAGGUUGAAGGCUCCAACAGUGGACUGGGCGAUGCUGAUAGAGGCGAGAAAGGCAACACCUUGGGCACAAGCGGAACUAGGCAUGUCAUACAGGUGGGCGGUUCCUUGGGCGCUAGCGUUAGUGUCGUAA